Molecule: messenger RNA, 402 nt
Organism: Micromonas commoda
Lineage: Eukaryota; Viridiplantae; Chlorophyta; Mamiellophyceae; Mamiellales; Mamiellaceae
Exons: 2
Molecular function (GO): protein binding
Source: RefSeq, a predicted model, not a curated record
AUGAACUUACCCGCGGGGUUCGAGCGCAGGUCCAACGUGGUGAUGGCCGCCACCGUGGACGGGUGCGCGGAGCUGCUGGACUGGAUGCUCAAAAACGGCGGCAAUCCCAACGCCACAAACAGAAAAGGCUUCACCGCGCUCGGCAUGGCCAUCGAGGCUGGAUGUCUCGGCGCCACGCAGGUGCUUCGCGCCGCGGGGGCCCUCGUGGGUGGCAUGGACACGAUCAAGCUGCUGACCGUCCUUCAUCAAGCCGCGGAGGGCGGCCACCAUUCGAUCAUACGCGCGCUCGCCAGGGUGGGCGCGGACGUGCACGCGCGAGACGGCCACGGGCUCACGCCGCUCGCCACCGCGAUGCUGCGGGGUAAGUGGCUCGCCGCGCUAGAGCUGCUGCGGUCCGGCGCG